UUUUCCUAUGGCGGACUCCCCAAUGGCGGCCAAGGCGCCUCGUUCCCUAACAGCAUGCAGAGUGGCGCCAUGAUGCAGCCUGGAGCUGCCAUGUCCCAGAGCCAGCUUCACCAAGCACGAGCGCAACUGCAGCAGCAGCAGCAGCAGCAGCAGCAGCAGCAGCACAACCCGUAUUCGAGCGCGCCCUACUCACAGACGCUGCCGUCACCCGCCCACCAGCAGUUCGCCCAGAACCGCCAGACCGCCUCGCCGGCCCUGAGUAACCAAGGCCAGCCGUAUGCCACGCCUCAGCCCCAGCAGUCGCCCACCACUUUGCCGUCAUCCAACGGCCAGCAGCAGCCCAUGAACCUCAACCUCCCCUCGCAAGUCAAGAGCGAGCCUGCGCAGGCGCAGACACCGGUCAAGGCUGUGCCGCUGUCGCCUGUGUCGCCCGUCACGCCAGCGAAAGCCCACGAGCGCGUUUCGGUGCUUCUUGAGAUCAACAGCAUACUCAUCAAUGAGGCCACCACGCUCCAGACCCAAGGCAAGGGAGGCCAGAUAGGCGCGCCCGAGGAGGGCAAACAACAGCCAUCCAAAGAGUACAUCGACUACGUUCGUCGCCUGCAAGCCAACCUCUCUUAUCUCGCUCAAAAUGCCGAGAAGGUACCCAAGCCAGGGCAACCCAUCCAGCCCGGACCUGCGAUCAUGUCUGCACCGGCGAUUCACGAAGAGCUAGGCAAGCUUUACAUCAAGCUUCAAGGACUAUUUCCAGGGUGGAAGGGCGGCCAACCUCCAGCAAGGCAAUCUCCUGGCGGACCACAACGCAUGAACUCGAACACAUCACAACCGCCCAACAGCGCCGGCCUACAGCAGAAUUGGGGCCAGAACCCCAUGCAGAUGCAACAGCAGCAGCAGCAGCAGCCAAAGAUGGAACCUCUGCAGUGAACACGCUUCCCAGGCACACGAAAGCGUCAAUGUAUUACUACACUUCUUGUCGCGGCACACUUGCCAUUUCAUUCUCAAAGGCGGCGCAUUGAAAACUACAUUACAAAAAGAGGGUGGACGGGAGUUCAUCAGUUGGCCAUAUCAACUUGACUUGUCAGGAGUACGGUGUUUAGCAUACAAGGCAGUUCCAGGCUGCUUUCCGGUAUUCAUAGCAGCAGAGCAUAGCGCGCUCGAUAUCUCUGUAAAUUCAAUCGAAAUGUAUGAAUGUACUGUCAAAUCAAAC
Messenger RNA from Macroventuria anomochaeta, 1207 nucleotides. RefSeq lists its product as uncharacterized. NCBI's taxonomy places the organism in Eukaryota, Fungi, Ascomycota, Dothideomycetes, Pleosporales, Didymellaceae. The transcript has 3 exons. Bases 55 to 924 code for a protein of 289 amino acids. The record is from RefSeq and is a predicted model, not a curated record.